AUUCAAGUCCCGUCGGUCUGAAAACAUGACGGACAUUUUGUUAAGAAUAAAAAAGAACGUAGCAGAGAAAAAGAAGACUUGUGUUACUCAGUGCGACUUACAGAAGUGUGGUUUAAGAGAUGAUCCAGUGUUUUAAUCUCAGUAGUGACAACUUGUACCGUUGUGUCCUACCAGGGAUCCAACUGAGAGCCUACCAGCUGGUCGGUGUGCAGUGGUUAACUCAGUGUCUGAAGAAUCAGCAGGGAUGCAUCUUAGGAGAUGAGAUGGGUUUAGGUAAAACCUGUCAGACGAUCUCUCUGCUGGUGUACAUGUCAGGAGCUCUGGGGAAGAAAGGUCCGUUUUUAGUUCUGAGUCCACUCUCUGUCAUGGAGAACUGGAGAAAGGAGUUGGAAUGCUUUACUCCGUCUCUGACUGUGCUGUGUUACAAGGGAGACAAAGAGAGGCGCGCUGAGAUUCAGAGAGGAACAGACAUGCAGGACUUCCAUGUUCUUCUCACCACAUAUGAGCUCUGUCUCAAAGACGCCUCAUUUUUGCGACGGUGGAAGUGGAAGGUGCUUGUAGUGGAUGAGGCUCACCGUCUGAAGAAUCAGAACUCACUAUUACACAAGACCUUGACAGAGUUUUCAGUGGGGUUCAGAGUUCUGCUGACAGGAACGCCCAUCCAGAACCACCUGCAGGAGCUCUACUCCCUGCUGAGCUUCAUUCAGCCCAGCAUCUUCACCGCUGACGAGACGGACGACUUUGUUAACUCUUACUCAAAUAUACAGAAGCAGCCUGCUCUUGCUGCUGAGCUACAGAGUGUCCUGGAGCCAUUCCUUCUGCGGAGAGUCAAGUCAGAGGUGGCUGUAGAUCUGCCCAAGAAGACGGAGCUGGUGGUCUAUCACGGCAUGUCGACUCUCCAGAAGACAUACUACAAAGCCAUUCUGACGAAGGAUCUAGAGGCUUUUGGAAAUGAACAAGGCAUCAAGACACGGCUGCUGAACAUCUUGAUGAACCUGAGAAAGUGUGUCGACCAUCCGUACCUGUUUGAUGGGGUGGAACCGGAGCCGUUUGAGAUGGGGCAGCAUCUCAUUGAAGCCAGUGGGAAACUUUGCCUUCUGGACAGCAUGCUAGCCUACCUACACGAAGAGGGCCAUCGGAUCCUGCUGUUCUCUCAGAUGACGAGGAUGCUGGACAUUCUUCAAGAUUACAUGGAGUACAGAGGUUAUAGCUACGAACGUCUGGAUGGGUCUGUCCGAGGAGAAGAACGAAAUCUAGCAGUGAAGAACUUCAGCAGCAAAGAUAUAUUUGUCUUUCUCCUAAGCACUAAAGCAGGGGGAGUGGGCCUGAACCUUACAGCUGCUGACACAGUCAUUUUUAUGGAUAGUGACUUCAACCCUCAAAAUGACCUGCAGGCUGCCGCACGCUGCCAUCGGAUUGGUCAGAACAGGCCUGUGAAAGUGAUCCGCCUUCUGGCAAGAGACACUGUGGAGGAAAUCAUGUACUCUCGCGCCGUGUCCAAGUUGCACCUCACCAACACUGUUAUUGAAGAAGGUCGCUUCUCUUUACUGGACCAAGCUCAGUCAGCUGCUGCAGGACUGCAGCUCAGUGAGAUCUUGAAGUUUGGGGUAGAUAAGCUCUUGUCAUCAGAAGAGAGCUCCGUACAGGAUGUGAAACUAGAGAAGAUCCUUGGUCUGUCACGUGAUGGUCAGUGGGUGGAUGAUGAAGACUCUGCCUCACUCAGAGAAGAAGAAGAAGAGGAGGAGGAGGAGGAGGAGAAGAACGGCUCUGGAUCUGACGGGCAGAACCACAUGUAUUACUUUGAGGGGAAAGACUACAGUAAGAACCCCAGCUCUGAUGACCACAACAGCUUUGAUCGUCUGUUGGAGGAGCAGCUGGCCGAGUUUCAGAAAGCUGCAGGAGACGGACGAGCUCUGCGACACAAAGCUGGAAAUUCACUGUCAGCAGCUCUUGGUAUUCCAACAAGGAAGAGGAAGCCUCUUACUGAGGCCGAGCUGGAGCUGAGGCGACAGAGGAGGGAGGAGGCCGCAGCCAAGCGAGCCAAAAUUCAGGAGGAUGUGAAGAAGAAACAGCAAGAGCAGAAAUACAAGAAAAAAAUGGCAUGGUGGGAGUCAUGCAGCUACAGGUCACUGUGCCUGCAGUCUGUGGACAGUGAAGAAGAGGAAGAGGAGGACGAGGAGGAGGGAAGCGUAUGCUCCACAGACUCUGACAGCACAGCUAUCCACUAUGUUCUGGGGGAUGUUACUCAUCCACAAGCUGCUCAGGGAGACACUGUCAUCGUCCACUGUGUUGAUGACUCAGGCCGGUGGGGCAGGGGAGGCCUGUUUACUGCUCUGGAGGUGAGAUCGGAUGAACCACGGAAGAAGUAUGAGUUGGCUGGCAAGAUGAAAGAUUUGGACCUUGGAAAUGUGCUGCUCUUCCCCAUUGAUGACAAACAGUCCAGACUGGACGGCCAGGAUCAAUUGGCCCUGAUAGUGGCACAGCAAAGAGACAAAGCCAACAACCUGUCUGGGAUCCUUCUAACUGCUCUGGAUGAAGGGCUGAAGAAGGUUUAUGCUGCAGCCAAAAGACAUAAGGCAAGUGUUCAUCUUCCUCGCAUCGGUCACUCCACCAAAGGCUUCAACUGGUAUGGCACAGAGCGACUCAUCAGGAAGCACUUGGCCUCCAGAGGCAUCCCCACAUUCAUAUACUAUCACAGCAGAGCUGCCAAGAAUACAGCCACAGCACCGACUUCCAUUUCAGCGUCAACAUCCUCCCCUGAACCACAGUUGCGUAACUCCGACAGGCUGACUGGUGAGACAGGAGAAGACACGCCGGGCCCCUCGGCUCCUCCGCAGAGCUGCGGACCCACGGGGCUCCCCAGCUUCAUGACGGGAGUCCGUGUGUUUUUCUACAACCUCCCUGCAUCAGAGAGGAAGAGGCUGGCCCGCUACCUCAUCACUUAUGAUGGAGAUGAGGAGGAUAUGAUGAGCCUGGAGGUCACCCACAUAGUCGCAGAGGUGGAGAACAACAUCCACUCACAGGAGCUCCAGGACCUGGUGCGUCAGUACUCUCAGGCUGUCCCUGUGCACAAGACCUGGCUGGAGUCCUGCUUCUCCAAACAACGAAAAGUCAACACUGCUCAGUUCAUGCACCGCCUCAGAUAACACUAUGAUAAAAUAUAUUAAAGCCCUAAUCAACUCAGCUGUCUGCUUUCAACAGAUGAAUGUCAUGUCAUUUCAAAACAAGUUAUAAUGAUUGAUUUACAAAUAAACAAAGACUUCUCUUCUUA
Molecule: messenger RNA, 3271 nt
Organism: Seriola aureovittata
Lineage: Eukaryota; Metazoa; Chordata; Actinopteri; Carangiformes; Carangidae
Gene: chd1l
Product: chromodomain helicase DNA binding protein 1-like
Exons: 25
Coding region: 120-3146 (1008 amino acids)
Biological process (GO): chromatin remodeling; DNA repair
Cellular component (GO): nucleus
Molecular function (GO): DNA helicase activity; ATP-dependent chromatin remodeler activity; ATP binding
Source: RefSeq, a predicted model, not a curated record